GAGGGCGUGAGAAUAAAGAAACCUAUUCGAGGUUAGAAACUGAGUGAGGCCAGGACGUUGGAGAGGAUUCACGGAGGAAAGCAAGGGGUCUGGAAAGAGAAAGCAGGGCAGGGCCAGGCUGUGGAUGGAGGGAGAUCGAAAGCGCGGAGUGUUCGCAGGAGCGGGACCAGAGCCAUCUGGGAGGAGCGAUCUGCAAAGGCGGCCCGGAGGAGGACGCCGGUCGGACCGCGGUUCUGCCGCCGCAGUGACAAGUGAAGCAGAUGUUCACCCACGCGCCGAGGAUGCGCCCGGGCAGCGGGGAAAGAGGGAGACGAAGCAGGGCCGGUAACUAGGACGGGGUGGCCAGGCCCCGGGCAUCCGAGAAGAGGGCGCACUGGUGGGGGACGCAGCCCCACGGUCCCGGAGAGAGGACGCCAAGAGCCGCCGGGAGCGGGGCGGUGGCGGCGGAGGACAAGGCAGCCGCCCUGGAUGAGAGAUUAUUUUGCAGAGGAUGAUGGGGAGAUGGUACCCAGAACAAGUAAUGCAGCAGCUUUUCUCAGUGACACUAAAGAUCGAGGCCCUCUGGUGCAGUCACAAAGCUGGAAAAGUGGUGAGAAGAUCCUUUUUGGGCAGACACAUUCCUUGAGAGCAUUUGAGAGGCCCCCUCAGGUGCAAACUCAGGCUCUUAGAGACUUUGAGAAGCACCUCAAUGACCUGAAGAAGGAGAACUUCAGCCUCAAGCUGCGCAUCUACUUCCUGGAGGAGCGCAUGCAGCAGAAGUAUGAGGCCAGCCGGGAGGACGUCUACAGGCGGAACAUCGAGCUGAAGGUUGAAGUGGAGAGCUUGAAACGAGAACUUCAGGAUAAAAAACAACAUCUGGAUAAAACAUGGUCUGAUGUGGAGAGUCUAAACAGCCAGAAUGAAGCUGAGCUCCGGCGCCAGUUUGAGGAGCGACAGCAAGAGACAGAGCAUGUUUAUGAACUCUUGGAGAAUAAAAUCCAGCUCCUGCAGGAGGAAUCCAGACUAGCCAAAAAUGAAGCUGCACGGAUGGCAGCUCUGGUGGAAGCGGAGAAAGAGUGUAACCUGGAGCUGUCAGAGAAGCUGAAGGGAGUCACCAAAGACCAUGAAGACGUACUAGGAGACCAGGUCGAGCCAAACCAAUACACAGAGGCCCUGGCCCAGAGAGACAAGAGAAUUGAAGAACUGAGUCAGAGGUUGGCUGCCCAGGAGAGGCUUGUAGAACAACUCUCCCAAGAGAAACAGCAACUGCUACAUGUGCAGGAGGAGCUAGCUAGCAUAGAAGUACAGUCUGUGCCUGAAGAGUUACUCAGACAACAAAAGCCGAGUUCAAACGAGACCACUUCAAAUGCACAGUCUGUAUCUGAUUCCCACUUGGCCUCACUUCAGGAAAAAAUCCAGCAAACAGAGGCUGCCAACAAGAUUCUUCAAGAGAAACUGAACGAAAUGAGUUAUGAACUGAAGUCUGCUCAGGAGUCAUCUCAGAAGCAAGAUGGUACAAUUCAAAACCUCAAGGAAACUCUGCAAAGCAGGGAAAGUGAGACUGAGGAGUUGUACCAGGUGAUUGAAAGCCAAAAUGACACAAUGGCAAAGCUUCGAGAAAUGCUGCACCAGAGCCAGCUCAGACAACUUCAUAGUUCUGAGGGUGCUGCUCAAGCUCAGCAGCAGGUGGCUCUGCUUGAUCUUCAGAGUGCUUUAUUCUGCAGCCAGCUGGAAAUACAGACACUGCAGAGGGCAGUUAGACAGAAGGAACGCCAGCUGGCCGAUGCCAAGCGAUGUGUGCGGUUUGUGGAGGCUGCAGCACAUGAGCGAGAAAAGCAGAAGGAGGCUUCUUGGAAACAUAAUCAGGAAUUGCGAAAAGCUUUGCAACAAUUACAAGGAGAAUUGCAGAAUAAGAGCCAACAGCUUCAAACCAUGGAGGCUGAAAAAUACAAUGAGAUUCGAACACAGGAGCAAAACAUUCAACACCUAAACCAUAGUCUGAGUCACAAAGAGCAACUGCUUCAGGAAUUUCAGGAGCUCCUACACUAUCGAGAUAACUCAGACAAAACCCUUGAAGCAAAUGAAAUGUUGCUUGAAAAACUUCGGCAGCGAAUACAAGAUAGGGCUGUUGCUCUAGAGCAGGCUAUAGAUGAAAAGUUCUAUGCUCUGGAAGAAAAAGACAAAGAGCUGCGCCAGCUUCAUCUUGCUGUGCGAGAGCGAGAUCAUGACUUAGAGAGACUGCGUGGUGUCCUCUCCUCCAACGAAGCUACCAUGCAGAGUAUGGAGAGCCUCCUGAGGGCCAAGGGCCUGGAAGUGGAACAGUUAACUGCUACCUGUCAAAACCUCCAGUGGCUGAAAGAAGAAAUGGAAACCAGAUUUAGCCAUUGGCAGAAGGAACAAGAGAGUAUUAUUCAGCAGUUACAGACAUCUCUGCAUGACAGGAACAAAGAAGUGGAGGAUCUUAGUGCAACGCUGCUCUGCAAACUUGGACCAGGGCAGAGCGAGAUAGCUGAGGAGCUGUGCCAGCGUCUGCAGCAAAAGGAAAGGAUGCUGCAGGACCUUCUUAGUGAUCGGAACAAGCACGCUGUGGAACACGAAAUGGAAAUCCAGAACCUGCUUCAGUCUGUGAGCACCAGGGAGCAGGAGAGCCAAGCUGCUUCAGAGAAGAUAGUGCAAGCCCUAAUGGAAAGAAACUCAGAAUUACAGGCCCUGCGCCAGUAUCUCGGAGGGAAAGACUUCAUGAUGGCUCAAGCACUUAUCUCUAACCAACAAGCUGAAGUUACCUCCAUCGGUCCUCUUUUUGGAGAGCAGACUGACCAAGGUUCAAUGCAAAUACCCUCUAGAGAUGAUAGCACUUCAUUGACUGCUAAAGAGGAUGCCAGCAUACCCAGGUCCACAUUAGGAGACUUGGACACAGUCGCAGGGCUGGAGAAAGAACUGAGCAGUGCCAAAGAGGAACUUGAACUCAUGACUAAAAAAGAAAGAGAAAGUCAGAUGGAACUUUCUGCUCUCCAGUCCAUGAUAGCUGUGCAAGAGGAAGAGCUGCAGGUGCAAGCUGCGGAUCUGGAGUCCCUGACCAGGAACAUACAGAUCAAAGAAGACCUUAUAAAGGACCUGCAGAUGCAGCUAGUUGAUCCUGAAGACAUUCCAGCUAUGGAACGCUUGACCCAGGAAGUCUUAGUUCUUCGGGAAAAAGUUGCAUCAGUAGAAUCCCAGGAUCAAGAAAUUUCAGGAAACCGAAGACAACAAUUGCUGCUGAUGCUAGAAGGACUCACAGAUGAACGCAGUCGACUCAAUGAGGCCUUACAAGCUGAGAGGCAGCUCUACAACAGUCUGGUGAAGUUCCAUGCCCAUCCAGAGAGCUCUGAGAGAGACCGAACUCUGCAGCUGGAACUGGAAGGGGCCCAGGUGUUACGCACUCGGCUAGAAGAAGUUCUUGGAAGAAGCCUGGAGCGCUUAAGCAGGCUGGAGACCCUGGCCGCCAUUGGAGGUGCAGCUGCAGGGGACGACACCGAAGAUGCAAGCACUGAAUUCACUGACAGUAUUGAGGAGGAGGCUGCACACAACAGCCACCAGCAACUCAUCAAGGUAGCUUUGGAGAAAAGCUUGGCAACUGUGGAGACCCAGAGCACAGCUCUUCUCCCUCCUUCCCCAGUGGGAGGGGACAGUAACAGGGGUCUUCAGGAGGAAAUGCUUCACCUGAAGGCUGAGAUCCACCAGCACUUAGAGGAGAAGAAGAAAGCUGAGGGGGAACUCAAGGAGCUAAAGGCUCAAAUUGAGGAAGCAGGAUUCUCCUCUGUGUCACACAUCAGGAAUACUAUGCUGAGCCUUUGCCUUGAGAAUGCAGAGCUGAAAGAGCAGAUGGGAGAAGCAAUGUCUGAUGGAUGGGAAAUCGAGGAAGACAAGGAGAAAGGCGAGGUGAUGGUGGAGACCGGGGUCACCAAAAGGGGUCUGAAUGAGAAUAGCCUUCAGGCUGAGUUCAGAAAGCUCCAGGGGAAACUGAAGAACGCCCACAACAUCAUCAACCUCCUCAAAGAACAGCUGGAACUGAGCAGCAAGGAAGGGGAUAGUAAUCUAAAUCCGGAGCUCCUUGUGCACCUGGCCAAGGAGAUUGACAGGACGAACACAGACCUGGUUGGUUCUCCUGGGAAACACCCAGGCCAAGAGGAGGAGGCGGUGAUCAAGAGGCCUUGCCCUAGACCCCAGAGUCUGGACCUUGAGGCAGCCGUGGCAGUUGAUGCCCACCAAUUCAAUAACCAACCCCAGGCCCCGGAUUCUGGGCCUCAGUCAGAAUUUAGCCUGCCGGGGUCCACCAAGCACUUGCGCUCCCAGCUGGCCCAAUGCAGACAACGCUAUCAAGAUCUCCAGGAGAAGCUGCUGAUCUCAGAAGCCACAGUCUUUGCCCAGGCUAACCAGCUGGAGAAAUACAGAGUCAUAUUUAGCGAGUCCCCAGUGAAGCAGGACAGUAAGCAGGUCCAGGUGGACCUCCAGGACCUGGGUUAUGAGACUUGUGGCCGAAGCGAGAAUGAGGCGGAACGCGAGGAGACCACCAGCCCAGAGUGUGAGGAACACGACAGCCUGGGGGACACAGUGCACAUGGAGGGUCUGUGCUCUGAGCAGGAGUACCUGGGCCCAGCUCUGCUCAGCUCCCCUGGCAAGAAGCCUUUGGGAAGCCAGCUAGGAAAGUGUGAAGAAUUCCAAGGAUAUGGAAAGUCAGAAGACAUCUCCGUCCUACAAAAGAACAUCAAAGAUCUGAAAGUCCAGCUUCAGAAUGCCAACAAAGUCAUUCAGAACCUCAAGAACCGGGUCCGGUCCCUCUCGGUUACAAGUGAUUAUUCAUCUAGUCUGGAAAGACCCCGAAAACUGAGGGCUGUUGGCACCCUUGAGGGGUCUUCACCUCAUAGUGUCACUGAUGAGGAUGAGGGGUGGCUGUCCGAUGGCACUGGGGCUUUCUACCCCCCAGGGCUUCAAGCCAAAAAGGAUCUGGACAGUCUCAUCCAGAGAGUGUCCCAGCUGGAAGCACAGCUCCCGAAAACAGGCCUAGAAGGGAAGCUGGCUGAGGAGCUGAGAUCAGCCUCAUGGCCUGGAAAAUAUGAUUCCUUGAUUCAGGAUCAGGCCCGAGAACUAUCCUACCUACGGCAAAAAAUACGAGAAGGGAGAGGUAUUUGUUAUCUUCUCACUCAGCAUGCAAAAGAUACAGUAAAAUCUUUUGAAGAUCUCCUAAGGAGCAAUGAUAUUGACUACUACUUGGGGCAGAGUUUCCGGGAGCAACUUGCCCAGGGAAGUCAGCUGACUGAGAGGCUCACCAGCAAACUCAGCACCAAGGAUCAUAAAAGUGAGAAAGAAAAAGCUGGACUUGAGCCACUGGCCCUCAGGCUCAGCAGGGAGCUGCAGGAGAAGGAGAAGGUGAUUGAGGUCCUGCAGGCCAAACUGGAUGCCCAGUCUCUCUCGCCUUCCAGCAGCCAUGCCUCGUCUGACUCCCACCGCUCUCCCAGCAGCACCUCCUUCUUGUCCGAUGAGCUAGAAGCCUGCUCUGACAUGGAUGUAGCCAGCGAGUACACUCACUAUGAAGAGAAGAAGGCUUCGCCUGAUCACUCAGAUGCCAUCCAUCAUUCGAGCCAUUCUGCUGUAUUAUCUUCUAAACCAUCAGCAACCAGUGCGUCUCAGGGGGUUAAGGCUGAAUCCAGAAGCAACCCCACCCGCUGGCCAACUCCCCAGAGUCCCCCCAAGGAGGCCAUCCAGGCCCAUCCAGGCUUUCAUUUUAACUCCAUACCCAAGCCGGUUAGCCUUCCCCAGGCACCAUUGCCCUCAGCUCCGACCAGCUUCCUGCCUUUCAGCCCCCCUGGUCCUCCCCUCCUUGGCUGCCGUGAGACACCGGUGGUGUCCUUGGCUGAGGCUCAGCAGGAGCUGCAGAUGCUGCAGAAGCAGUUGGGAGAAAAUGUCAGCACCGUUCCUUGUGCUACUGCAGCUACCUUGCCCAUCAACCAUUUGGAAGCUAGCUCUCCCCACUACCUCAAUCCUACCCAGCCUCACUCUUCACCAAGGGGCGCCAUAGAACUGGGCAGAAUCCUGGAACCUGGGUACCUGAGUAGCGGAGGCCAGUGGGACAUGAUGAGGCCUCAGAAAGGGAGCGUGUCUGGGGACAUCUCCUCGGUGUACCAGCUUAACUCCAAACCCACAGGGGCUGACCUCGUGGAAGAGCACCUGGGUGAGAUCCGGAACCUGCGCCAACGCCUGGAAGAGUCCAUCUGCAUCAACGACCGCCUUCGGGAGCAGCUGGAACACAGGCUGAGCUCCACGGCCCGAGGGAGCGGAUCCACCUCUCACGUCUACAGUCAGGGCAUGGAGUCCAUGCCUCAGCUCUACAAUGAGAACAGAGUCCUCAGGGAAGAAAAUCGGAGGCUUCAGGCUCAGCUGAGUCAUAUUUCUAGAGGGCACUCCCAAGAAACAGAACGCUUGAGGGAUGCUCUGCUCGCUUCUCAAUCCCGGCUUCAAGACCUGGAGAAGGAGGCAGAGCGGCAGAAGAUGGGGCGGCAGCAGCUUUUGAAAGACCUGCAGGAGAAGCAGCAGGAGAUCGUGCACUUCAGGGAAGAACGUCUCUCCCUACAGGAAAAUGACUCCAGGCUACAGCACAAGCUGGCCCUCCUGCAGCAACAGUGUGAAGAGAAACAGCAGCUCUACCAGUCCCUGCAUUCGGAGCUACAGAUCUAUGAGGCACUUUAUGGAAAUUCUAAAAAGGACCUGAAAGCUUUCCACCUGGAUGCCUGUCUCCAAGUUCCUUUGAGCAGUGACUUGAACCGCCUGGUGGCAGAGAUCCGAGCUCUGAGAGGGCAGCUGGAGCAGAGCAUCCAGGUGAACAGUUGUCUGCGGCUGCAGCUGGAGCAGCAACUGGACGGUGGUGCUGGCAAAGGCAGCCUCAGCCCCGCUUCCAUUAGCCAGAACUUCUCCAUCAAUGGCAACCCUGGAAACAAGCAGCUGCCCUUCCAAGAUUCAGUUGCUUCCCCUCCGGUCCGGGAUGUGGGCAUGACUUCUCCAGCUCUGGUCCUCCCCAGUUCUUCUGCUCCCUGCUCAGACACCACCGCAGCCAGCAGGCCAAACGAGCUGGGUCUGAAUGUUUCUCCGGUCAUGAAGGACCCUCCUAAGUUAGAGGGUGAUGCCACCGACGGCUCCUUUGCCAACAAGCACGGUCGCCACGUCAUCGGCCACAUUGAUGAUUACAGUGCUCUAAGACAGCAGAUUGGGGAGGGCAAACUCCUGGUCCAAAGGAUGCUGUCUCUCCUGAGGCCAGCAUUCCACAUCCCUGGCCUGGAAGCACAGGGCACAGAGGUGCUGGGAAGCAAAGGAGUCCAUGAGCUUCGGGGCAGCACCAGUGCCUUGCACCGCACCCUGGAGGAGGUGGCGUCCCUCCUCACCAUGUUCUGGCGAGCGGCCUUACCAAGCUCUCCUGGCCCGGUGCUGCCAGCCAAAGUGGGAGAUGCAACGGAAAGAGAACUCCUGGAACUGCGGGCCCAAGUGUCCAAACAAGAGCGGCUCCUUCAGAGCACAGCUGAGCGUCUGAAGACUGCCAACCAGCACAAGGCGAGCAUGGAGCAGUUCAUCGUCAGCCAGUUGACCCGGACCCAUGAUGUUUUGAAAAAGGCAAGGACUAAUUUGGAGCACAACACUUAUGAGACUGCCUCUGUACAGCCUUAUUCCUGUCCCAGAAAAGGUGAAAUCCCUAAGGGCUCUGCUGUGCACUCCAGCCUUGUGACCCUUGCCUUCCCGGAGCCACACAAGAAGCGAAGCCACCAGAGGUCCUUAAAACAGCAGGAAGAACGGCUCUGCCCCACUUUGGUGCAGCUGCCUAUCUGUUGAUGCGCACCCGGGCCCAGUCCCUCCAAAGUUGCUGGAGGUCCAGAAGAGGGGACAGAGAUGUGUCCUUUUAGGACAAUAGAAAGGCAGAAUGAUUUCCUGGCAGCAACGGAUACUAGGAGCAGAGGUCCACUGGUCCCAGCACUUAGCAAAACACCUAGAUUGCAUAGCAGACCCCAUGACACCACUUCUAAACAGCCUCCGGGGCAAGGCAUCAGCCAAGGCACCUUUCCCGCCUCAGGAGCCGUCCUCAGUCAACUCAGGGGAAGCAGGACCUUGCUUCCUGUGUGUGGGGCUGUGGCCUCAGGUAGUUCCAGAAGCACACUGCUGA
Messenger RNA from Fukomys damarensis (Damara mole-rat), 8161 nucleotides. RefSeq names its product phosphodiesterase 4D interacting protein (gene Pde4dip). Bases 469 to 7833 code for a protein of 2454 amino acids. Gene Ontology annotation, molecular function: zinc ion binding. Lineage: Eukaryota; Metazoa; Chordata; Mammalia; Rodentia; Bathyergidae. Gene Ontology annotation, cellular component: nucleus; microtubule organizing center. The record is from RefSeq and is a predicted model, not a curated record. The transcript is spliced from 49 exons.